AUGGCCGGUCUUUCAUUUGACAACUAUCAGAGAAACCAGUAUAUAUGUGCCAAGGGCCAUGCCCAGCCCAAGGCUACUUCCACCGGUACAACAAUCGUCGGAUGCAAAUUCAAUGGCGGUGUUGUCAUUGCCGCCGAUACCAGAGCCACCGCAGGCAACAUUGUGGCCGAUAAAAACUGUGAGAAACUACACAGAUUGGCGCCUAGAAUUUGGUGCGCGGGCGCAGGUACUGCUGCCGACACAGAGAUGGUUACUCAGUUAAUUGCGCUGAACUUGGAGCUUCAUGGCAUGUGGAACGACCGCCAACCUAGAGUCAUCACGGCUUUGACCAUGUUGAAACAGCACUUGUUCAAGUAUCAAGGUCACUUGGGUGCUUACUUGAUUUGUGCUGGUGUAGAUCCUACCGGUGCACACUUGAUGUCUGUACAAGCACAUGGAUCCACCGAUAUUGGCGAGUACCAGUCUCUUGGUUCUGGAUCCUUGGCUGCCAUGGCCGUGUUGGAAACCAAAUGGAAGCCAAACAUGACUCGUGACGAGGCUGUUCUGUUAUGUGCAGAGGCUAUUGAGUCGGGUAUCUGGAAUGACUUGGGUUCCGGUUCUAACGUUGACGUUUGUGUGAUGGAGGUCGGCAAGGAUGCUGAGCUACUCCGUAACUACUUGACUCCUAAUGUCAGAGCACCUAAGGAGCGCUCAUACAAAUUCCCUCGUGGUACCACUGCCAUUCUUAGGGAGAGCAUUAGGGAGAUAGUGGACGUUGAGGAGACGGUUAUUGAAUUUAACAAACCAGAAGCUAUGGAAGUUGAUGCUUGA
Molecule: messenger RNA, 810 nt
Organism: Australozyma saopauloensis
Lineage: Eukaryota; Fungi; Ascomycota; Pichiomycetes; Serinales; Metschnikowiaceae
Gene: PUP1
Product: proteasome core particle subunit beta 2
Exons: 1
Coding region: 1-810 (269 amino acids)
Cellular component (GO): proteasome core complex
Molecular function (GO): threonine-type endopeptidase activity
Source: RefSeq, a predicted model, not a curated record